GGUUAAGCAAACAGCCAAUGGGAUGCUUACUGGUGAUAUUCUCAUCACAAUAUGUUGCUUUAAAAGGACCUCAGGGCAGGAGCAGCAUUGCAUCUUCUACUGUUGCCUACAUCGGAUCUGGUGCGGGGUCACUGCACAGGAAGAACAAACGAAACAUGACCGCGACCAGGAUUCAUCACGCUGACAAGCAACAGAACGGAGAUGCCAUGGCGGAAACAUCGACCGUGGAAGACGUUUUUGACGACACGUACAGAGAGAAGGAGGGGAAGAAACCACCGAGGAUCCUGGUGUGGAGAAAUAUAAUCUUGAUGUGUUUUCUGCAUAUUGGAGCGCUUUAUGGAUUGGUUCUAAUCCCUUCCGCAUCAUGGUUAACUCUUGGAUGGACUGCACUGUGCUACCUGAUGAGUGCUCUUGGUGUGACUGCUGGUGCGCACAGAUUGUGGAGCCACAGGUCCUAUAAGGCUUCUUUUCCUCUGCGAGUCUUCCUUGCUCUUGCCAACUCCAUGGCAUUUCAGAAUGACAUUUAUGAGUGGUCCAGGGACCAUCGUGUCCACCACAAGUACUCAGAGACAGACGCAGACCCUCACAACGCCAAACGGGGCUUCUUCUUCUCCCACAUUGGUUGGCUGCUGGUCCGCAAACAUCCUGACGUCAUCGAAAAGGGAAAGAAGCUGGAGCUGGGAGAUCUGAAGGUGGAUAAAGUAGUGAUGUUCCAGAAACGGUACUACAAGCUGUCUGUAGUGCUGUUCUGCUUCCUCAUUCCCAUGUUGGUGCCCUGGUACGUCUGGGGGGAAUCCUUGGCGGUGGGUUAUUUUGUUCCUGGACUUCUGAGGUACACCGUGGUGCUCAAUGCAACCUGGCUGGUCAACAGCGCUGCACACAUGUGGGGCAACAGGCCCUAUGACAAGACCAUUAACCCUAGGGAAAAUCCAUUUGUUGCCAUUAGUGCCAUAGGAGAGGGCUUCCACAACUACCAUCACACAUUUCCCUUCGACUACGCUACAAGUGAGUUUGGUUGCAAGUUCAACAUCACCACUGCCUUUAUCAACCUCAUGUGCUUCUUGGGUUUGGCCAGAGAUCGCAAGAGGGUUUCCAGUGACAUGAUCGCUGCUCGCAUUCAGCGAACAGGUGACGGCAGCUAUAAAAGUGGCUGAGUACGAGGGGGAGGCUGCGCUACAAACUCUCACAGCAAUCCAACAUGCCGAACCGAGACACAACGUAGCAACAAGUGCAGCAGCAUUUCACUAAUGUGGUGGUGAUUACCAAGCUUCUUUGUGAGACUAAUAUCAGCUUCAAAGAGUUGUUUCCAUUAAAAGUUGUGAAACUCUUGAGUUUUGAAGUGUCUUCACCAAGUGUUUGCUACUAGUGGAGAUUUGACUACAUGUGCAAAACAGCUUUUUCAUCAUAAAACUACAGUGUCAUUAAGAGAAUGGAUGUAAAAUAUUUGGCCAGAUGAAAACAGCACCAACAAAAACAUAUAAAACAUAUAAAAAGUGUGUAAGCUAUGUGUAGAGGCAGUAAUUACAGAAUAAUGUUUUGCAUAUUAUAUUUGUUUGCUAGUUAUUAAUUGUCUAUUGCACUUUGGAAGCUUUAUUAAAACCUUUAUGGUUUAUCUGCAAGCAAGGCAGAAGUCGCUCUGCUUUAAAUCAGUGGUGCUUUAUUUCACCCAGUAAGAUGUGGAUUUUUAAUGUAGUAUUUGUGUAUUUUUCGCUAAGGUUUAAUUUGCUUUUGGUAAUUUAGUCUAAAACAUGAGCUGGCAGGUUGAAAAUUAACAUCAACACAGUCAGUUCUCCAUUUGGCUGUUGCCAUUUGUGGCCCUGGAAGAGGACAGCUCCAAAGUGUCAUAUAUGGGGAUGCUUCAACACCUGUAGUGUAAGGAUUACAAAUUUCUGCACUCAUUUAGAUAGAAGGCCACAUCCGACUCCAUCUGUAAGCCUACUUUAUAGAUGCAGGCCUUUCUCUUGCAUUGAAAAAAGACCUUUAAGUUAUUGAUGUUCUCCAACUCAGCAAAGUCGGCCUAUGAGAGAUGGAGAAGGCACAUUAUUUAUUUUUUUCUAAUGUGUCACGGUAUUGAAAUGUUUGGCCCAAAUGCCUUAUGAUGGUUAUACACAUCCUUAAAGCUCAUAGUGCAACAUACAAAAAAAGCAGGACUUCUGAUAUGUUUGGUUUCUUUUAGCUUUUAAACAGCCAUUAUUAUCCAUGUUUGUUUAAAGUGAAAGACAAUGAAUAAGAAAAUAAUCUAUUUAGACUUUUCUUUAAGAAAACAAGAAUUUGCCUAAAAUACAAAUAAAACUUUUUAUGACAUUUUUUGAAAGCACCAUUGUAAUAUUUAUCAAAUGUUCUCUAUAAUAAAGCAACACUUAUAUUGUGUUGGGAAAUGGCACUUUUAUUUCAAAUGAAUGUUUUGUAUCUACCGUAUGUAAGAUAAAUAAACCAAACUUUUAUGCAA
Molecule: messenger RNA, 2449 nt
Organism: Girardinichthys multiradiatus
Lineage: Eukaryota; Metazoa; Chordata; Actinopteri; Cyprinodontiformes; Goodeidae
Gene: scdb
Product: stearoyl-CoA desaturase b
Exons: 6
Coding region: 18-1154 (378 amino acids)
Biological process (GO): unsaturated fatty acid biosynthetic process; response to fatty acid
Cellular component (GO): endoplasmic reticulum membrane
Molecular function (GO): iron ion binding; stearoyl-CoA 9-desaturase activity; palmitoyl-CoA 9-desaturase activity
Source: RefSeq, a predicted model, not a curated record